Molecule: messenger RNA, 1707 nt
Organism: Neoarthrinium moseri
Lineage: Eukaryota; Fungi; Ascomycota; Sordariomycetes; Amphisphaeriales; Apiosporaceae
Exons: 4
Coding region: 1-1707 (568 amino acids)
Molecular function (GO): ATP hydrolysis activity; ATP binding
Source: RefSeq, a predicted model, not a curated record
AUGAGCUCUUAUAAGAUCAAUAGCGCCUCUGACUAUGCUGUUGGUCAGAAGUGUGAACUUCAAGCAUACCUCGAAAUCUUUGAUGGAGUACAACGUUCGAAGACUUCCGUUUCCGAUCCUUUCGGUAAAUUUUCGUCUCGUACCGAUGACAGUCCUUAUGCACUUGUUGUCAAUAGGGCCGUUGAAAAAGACAGACCGGAGAAGGUUUCUCUACAAGUAAACUCUCCAUUCAUUUUGCAAACAUUUCGGGAGGUUAUAAAGUCAUAUUCUCCUGUUGCCUCCGACUUUACGAGCCCCUUUGAGCUCCAGAAUCCGUCUCAUAUGCUCAUUCACUAUUGGGAAGAGCUGCAAGCAUACCGUUCCUCAGCUGUUGGAGAACUGCGUGACCACGUUGACCUUCUCUUCGAAUUCAUGGACCAUGAGCUUGGUGGGAAGCGCGAAGAGAUACUUGCUAUGAUUCAGAAGAAUCAAGUUGACUACCAGAGCGCAUGGGCAUUGUUUCGUCCCGGCGAUGUGUUGUAUACCGAGGUUGAGGGGGAACCGUGGCUCCUGAUUUGCGACAAGGCUUCUUACGAGAAAGAUGUACAAUCCGGGCCAUAUUUUGAGGUCCGUUGUAAAUAUGCAAGUCAUGAUGGGAAAAAGUCCGGUGAAGCAGCCCACACGAUUAUCAUGUGGCAAAAGGAACACUUCCCAGCUCAAAGCCUUGCGUCUAUCACCAGCCUGCCAAUAUUUCCUCGACAAUUCUUCAACAUGGGCGAGGAGCUUGAGCACAGUUUGAGGCUGAGAGGACAGAGAUUCCUGUCUUUCAGAGAUUUCUCUGUCAUGGCCUACGAUGGCAAGGCGCAGUAUCUCAAAGAACCCCCUUUUGGAUUUUACUCCGAAUCUAAGUGCAAGAAGCUGUGGUGCCAAUUCUUUGUCGACCAUAUCCAAGACGUGCAGUGGGAUCAGGAUGCCUGGAAUUCUCUCGUCACUGGUGAGAAAGAGAAGUUGGUUCUUCAGUCUCUAGUAACUUCACAUCAGUUUUCUGCGAAAGCUCGGGACCAGACUCAACAGAAAGGAAAAGGCCUGGUCGUGUUGCUCCAUGGAACCCCAGGGUCGGGCAAGACUCUCACCGCUGAGACCGCCGCCGAGGGCACACAUAGAGCGCUGAUUACUACUUCUGUUGGAGAGCUCAACAAGAACAAUUACCCAGCAUCCUUUGAGUUGGAUCUCAAAAAGAUCCUUCGCUAUGCAACAAUCUGGAAGGCAAUUGUUUUGCUUGACGAAGCGGAUGUGUUCCUCGAAGCCCGUAAUGAGGACUCAAGAUCAGAUCGAAAUGCACUAGUAGCUGUGUUCCUCAAAGAGCUGGAGUACUUCGGGGGUAUCGUGUUCCUGACGACCAACCGAGUUGAGACCUUUGAUCCAGCUAUGAAAUCCCGCAUCCAUCUUUCUUUAACCUACAGUCCUCCAGAGGUUGAAACUCGCCGUCAGAUCUGGCUGCAAUACUUGCAUGCUAUUCCUAAGGGAAAAAGCAAUGUGGACCCCGAGCAGUCAAUUCAGGAUCUAGUGGCCAGUAAGUUGAACGGUCGGGAGAUCGCAAAUGCUAUCACUACAGCCCAGACAAUUGCAAGGUUUCAAAACAAGCCACUUGAUAUCUUCCAUAUUCACACUGUUCUUGAUGUGGGAAGAAAGUUCGAUGAGAGCUUGACAAAUGGAGGAGCUAUCUAG